CGCGUGCGAGCCGGCCCUGAAGGACGCCAUGGACAGGGCCGAGCACGCCGACACGCCGGUGCUGAACGCGGCGCUGCCCGACGACCAGGUGCGCCUCAGCAGCCAGCUCUACUACAUGUUGGUCAUGCUGAACAGAGGGCUCUCGCUGGACCGCAUUGUCAGUGCGGGGGUGAACGAGGGGCUCGAGGCGUGGAGGACCCUGGUCACCUUCCACGAGCCUCAGAGACGCACCCGCGCGGCGGGGUUCUUGCAGGAGUUGCUCUCGUGGGACUUCGAGGGCCACGCCCCCUCGAAGCUGAUCGCGUUCGACGGGAAUGUCAAGCGCUACGAGCAGGCUGUGGGCGCGGAGUUCCCUGGCGAGAUCAAGAUAGGCAUCCUGGUCCGCCCGCUCAAGGAGGGCCCGCUGCGCCACCACCUGCUCCUCAACAGCCAGCGGCUGAACACGUGGGAGCUUGUGAAGGCGGAGGUCGAGAACCUCAGGCGGGCCCAGAUUGCGACGACGGCGAGCACUGGCACGGGCCCGACCCCAAUGGACAUCGACUCCCUGGCGCGGCAGCUGGCGGCCCUCGGCCUCAAGGGUGGCAAGAACGGCAAGAUCGGCAACGGCAGGGGCAGGAACGGCAAGGCCGGCAAGGGCAAGGGCGCCGACGACCUGCCGACCAAGCCGUGUCCGAUCUACGGCAAGACAGGUCAAUGGAAGCGAGACUGCCGGUGGAAUACGACGGCUGCGUCGGGCAAGGCGCCGCCGAAGGGCGGUGGAGGUCGAGGUCGCGGCAAAGGCAAGGGCGAGGCCAAGGCUGGCGAUGCACCGAAGCCGAAGCCAUGCUGGACCUGUGGUUCGACAGCGCAUCUGGCCAAGGACUGCCCGGCCGCCAAGAAGGCUGGCGCCCUGGGCGAGAUGGGCGAGCCUGAGCCGCCUGAGGGCCUGGGCGGCCUCUUCCUGGCGGCGCUCGACCUGUCGACCAUGUCCUCGAGCUGCGAGACGGCGCGCUUCGGGGUCGACUCAGGCGCGGCGGUCACGGCGAUCCCGCGCUCGCUGGGGACCGACUCCCCGAUCGCGGAGAAGCCGUCGGGAGCGCAGUACCUCAGUGCGACGGGUGGGCCGAUCCCAGACGAGGACCAGCGCAAGCUCACGGUGCAGACCGGCGGCGCGUUGCGUGGCAUCAGGGCCCGGGCCACCGGCGUCGCGCGGCCGCUGCUUUCGGUCUCCGACCUUGUGAAGAGUGGCCAUCGUGUGGUCUUCGAGCAGGAUCAGCACGGCAACGACAUCAGCCACGCCGUCCACAUCGAGAGUGGUAAGACCGUCCGCUUCACGCGGAGGCAGCGCGCCUGGGACCUGGACGCGAACAUCGUGCCAGCGAAGGAGGUCACCCAGAUGUCCCAGACCCUCGUGAGGGAGUCGCCGCUCUGCUCGGUCGAGGGUUGCCGCGGCUGCAACAGGAUACAGGAGUGGUACCUCAUGGAGUUGAUGAUGGACAAGUUGCGACCAUCGAGAGUCACCUCGGCCCAGCCGCAGGUGACCCUGUCCCGCCAGGUGGAGCCGCCGCGGCAGGGGACGACGGAGUUGGAAGUACAAUCGAGCUCGAGGGUGACGUCGAGGAGCGCCACGAGUCUCAGCCUGCUCCAGUGCGAGCACGACGGGGGCCGGAGGAGCCUACCCAGGCUGAGAUCGAGCAACGCGAAGCAGCAGCGGGAGGAGGUGGAGUCGGGCCAGUCCGUGCUCCCCAUCCUCGUCGGCAUCGACUCGGCCACCUCGCGGGUCAGCGCUGACGUCCUCCCGUCCAAGGGCAUCCAGCAUGGGCGCAACGUGGCCCGCGCCUUCUGCCAGGUGGAGGCGACCGGCCACCCGAAGAUCAUCUACAAGUCAGAUGGUGAGGGCGCCUUGGUGGCGCUCAAGCGAGAGGCGACGAUCCGCCUCAGGAAUCUGAAUUUCGAGGUCGUGCCCGAGGAGGCGCCGGCCUACGACAGUGCCAGCGACGGCCUGGCAGAGGCAGCAGUGAGGGAGGUCAAGGGCGUAGCGCGGUCUCUGCGGGUCGCCCUGUCCCUCCUGCAUAGCACAGACAUCCCGAACGACCAUCCAGUGUUGACUUGGCUGGUUGCCCACGCUGCGGGAUGCAUCAAUCGUGGCAAGGUCGGCGCCGAUGGACGGACGCCGCGCGAGAGGCGCAAGGGCGGGGCCUUUCGCAAGGUGCCGCCGCCUUUCGGUGAGAUCAUCGCGUUCCUCCCGAGUGCGAGGCGCGACGCCAAGUUCGAGGAGCGCUGGAAGAUUGGAGUCUUCUUGGGCGUCAUCGAGAAGUCGAGCGAGAUGCUCGUCGGCUACGACGGCAGGGUCGUACGCGCGCGGUCUAUCAGAAGGAGACCGCCGAGCCAGCGGGCCGACGCAGCCCUGUUACUCUCGAUCAGGGGCGCGCCGUGGAUGCCGACCCCGGACAAGCCAGAGGACGUCCGCAUCCCGACGGUCAUCGACGAACCUCCUGUCGACCCCGCUGCACAGCAGCCGAAGGUUGUGCCAGAGCAGGGUCCAGCUGAACCUCGGAACGUAUACGUCCGCAGGAACGUGGAGCUGGUCAAGUACGGUUUCACAGACGGAUGCCCGGGCUGCCUUGCGGCCCGCACCAACGCGCCAGCCAAGGCCCACAGCUCGGAGUGCCGUGAGCGCAUCCAGCAGGCCACGGCGAACGACCCGGAGCUCGCCCCCCGAGUCUUCGGAGCGGCGGCCCGUCAGCUGGAGGCUGCUGACAGGGCGCCUGCGCCGCCUGGAGCUGGGGGUGUCAUGGACGCGGACUCGCUGGAGCUCUGCGCGCUGCUGGCGGCUUUCGGCGACUGGGGGGUUGCCGUCGGCGAGCUGUGCGGGCCAGGGCGUUUCACGUCUCGGUCGAGUGCUUUCGAUCUCGAGCCCGGCACAGCCUACGACGCCAGGACCGGCUACGAUUUCAGCCAGGAGGGCGACAGGCAGCGGGCGCAGGCCACUAUCGAGCUGGAGCAGCCACUGCUGAUCACAGGCGGCCCGAUGUGUGCGCCGUGGUCGAACCUGCAGGCCCUCAACGUCAUCCAGGGCGUGGACGGCAACGCCAUCAUUGAGCGAGGCGUCGUCCACCUGGUCUUCUGUGCCGAGCGCUACAAGGAACAGAUCAAAGCUGGCCGCCUCUUCUUGCGCGAGCAGCCAGCAUCAUCGAGGAGUUGGCGUCUUUGGAUAAUCCGAGAGGUCGCCGAGAUGCCAGGAGUACACUACGUCGAGUGCGAUCAAUGUGCGCAUGGGUUGUGGGGCGCUGAUGCCAUCGGCCCGGCACCGGUCAAGAAGCCUACGGGGUGGUUGACCAACUCUGCCGAGAUACCCCGAGAGCUGACGCGUCGGUGUCCUGGGUGUGCUAGGCAUUGCCAGACGGUCGGUCUAGGUCGGCGUGGCGUGCGCAUCAUCGAGCGGUACCCACCGAAGCUUGUGGCUGCGGUGCUGCGCGGGCUGCGUCGUGAGGCGAUAGCUCGCGGCCAGCUGGGUGCGCUGGAGGCUGGGCCGCAUCUGGACGAGCCGCCGAUCCGGGACGCCUACCCAGAGUACUACACGGAGAUCGUCGAUAACAUCAGCGGGGCCGCUCUGGACCCCGAGCUCGUGGCAGCUGGCCGCGAGGAGGAGAUGGAGUUUCUGCGCGGCCUGGGCGCCUACGUGCACGACACCAAGCAGCGCUGCCACGAGGGGGCCGGGCGCGACCCGGCGCCCAUGAUCUGGGUGGACGUCAACAAGGGUGGCGACCGCAAACCCAACGUCCGCUGCAGGCUGUGCGUGGCGGAGACGCGCUACCGCACGAGCAUGGACCUGGGGGGGCCCUCGCAGACGUUCAGUGCGACGCCCCCGUAUGAGGCUCUCAGGAUGUUGAUUUCCUUCUGCUGCUCGCCCAGGAACGCCGAGGAGGACCAGCACGUCCUCAUGUUCCUGGGCAUCACGAGGGCUCACCCGCACUGCGAGAUGAAGCGGAAGUUGUGGGUGAAGCUGCCUGCGGAGGACCCCCGCUCAGCUGACAACAACGCGCGCGGGCUGCUGGUCAGGUGCCUCUACGGCUGCCGCGACGCAGGCCAGAACUUCGAGCUGUUGGUCCGCGAGACGCUGGAGGGCAAAAUGGGCUUCUCCUGCGGCGUGUGGUGUCCCUGCAUAUACCGCAGAGGCGACGGCAAGCUCGUGGCCUACGUCUACGGCGACAACUUCGUGCUGAAGGGCUCCCGCACCGACAACCUGGAGUUCCACCGCGAGUUGCAGGAGUACAUGUGGGUCAAGCUCGAGGGCACGUUGGGGCCCAACAAGAGCGCUGGUGAUGUUCAGGAGGUGGUCUGCCUGAACCGCGCCUUCCGUUGGACCUCGAGAGGCGACGUGGAGCUCGAGGCUGACUCUCGCCAUGCGCUCAUCAUGAUGCAGAAGCUGAACCUCUGGCGCGGGUCGAAGGCCCUCUCGACGCCAGUGGUGAAGGCCAAGAGUGCGGAUCGCGGCAGAGUCCUGGAGGGCGAGGAGGCGACUCGCUACCGCAGCCUGGUCAUGCGAGCCAGCUAUCUCAGCGAGGACCGCCCGGACAUCAAGUACGCAGUCAAAGAGGCAGCGAAGUAUAUGCGCGAGCCGUGCGAGCACGGCAGGGAGCUAGUCAAGAGGAUUGCCAGGUAUCUCUUGGGCCGUCCGAGACUGGGCCAGAGGUUCCGACGCCAGCGCUGGUCAGGUGUGUUCAAGGGCUUCUCGGACAGUGACAUCGCGGGCUGCCUGGAGACCAGGAAGAGCACGAGCUGCGGAGUCUUCCAUCUGGGAGAUCACAUGAUCAGAGUCUUCAGCGCGACUCAGGGCAGUGAAGCUCUCAGCUCAGGUGAGGCCGAGUGGCAUGCUCUACUGGCGCGCGACAUGGGAUACGAGCUGGAGUUGCGUUUGGCUGGCGACGCCACGGCGGCCAGUGGGAUCGCGCAUCGCCGAGGGGCGGGGCGCAUCCGACACAUCGAGACAAAGACUCUGUGGCUCCAGCGUCAUGUGACCGAGCGUCGUGCCAUCCUUUCUAAGACGCUCGGCAAGGUCAAUGUGGCAGAUCUCGGCACGAAGCAUCUGGCGCAAAAAGAGCUGGAUGAGAUGCUGGGACUGCUGGGAUUGUUCGCGGCUGCGGGCAAGCCUGACCUCUCUCUCGCGGUCGCAGGCAACUUGCUUGAGCCUGACCUAGCUUGCGAGCCCGAGGGCAAAGAGGAGGUGCAGGCGUGA
Molecule: messenger RNA, 5218 nt
Organism: Prorocentrum cordatum
Lineage: Eukaryota; Dinophyceae; Prorocentrales; Prorocentraceae
Source: the annotation of a GenBank genome assembly